Messenger RNA from Colletotrichum chrysophilum, 3606 nucleotides. RefSeq lists its product as uncharacterized. The transcript is spliced from 3 exons. Gene Ontology annotation, biological process: carbohydrate metabolic process. NCBI's taxonomy places the organism in Eukaryota, Fungi, Ascomycota, Sordariomycetes, Glomerellales, Glomerellaceae. Gene Ontology annotation, molecular function: hydrolase activity, hydrolyzing O-glycosyl compounds; chitin binding. The coding region runs from base 1 to 3606 and encodes 1201 amino acids. The record is from RefSeq and is a predicted model, not a curated record.
AUGGCAUCAUCCAUUAGGGACCGCCGCUCCACUCUCUUUACCCUCUCUUCGCUCAUUCCUCUCUUCUUUCUUGCCUUUUAUAUCGGAAGCAGGCAUGAGAGCGCUCCUGUCGAGCUAGCUCACCUGAGUCCCAGGGCAGACAACUCAACUGCUCAGCCCGUCAUCGAGGCCACCACCUCUUCCGCUUUCCCUGCUCCGUCUGGCAACCUGUCCGUCUCGGACGCGGAGGCCCCCUUCGGCCUCGCUGUGCGUCUCGACGACGAUCCCUAUACCUGCGGCCCAGGCCGCCCCUGCUCCAACGGCGCCUGUUGCGGCGCCUCGGGCAACUGCGGCUAUGCCCCUGCCUACUGCGGCGCGGGCUGCCAGUCCAACUGCGACGCCAAGGCCGAGUGCGGCCAGUACGCCGUGAACCCGGGGCAGACCUGCAAGCUCAACGCCUGCUGCAGCGAACACGGCUUCUGCGGCACUACCUCCGAAUUCUGCACCGAGGGGUGCCAGUCUAACUGCAUCCUAGAGCCUCAGCCCCCGGGCGGCUCGCCCAAGGACGCCGCCAUGGAACGUGUCAUAGGCUACUACGAGUCCUGGAGCUACAAGUCAAAGUGUAACCAGAAGUCGCCCUCGGACCUGCCCCUCAAGGAGCUUACCCACCUCAACUAUGCCUUCACCUUCAUCGAGCCUGAGACCUACGAGAUGGUCACCAUGGACAUGAAGCACGAGGAUGACCUAUGGCAGGUGACCGUAGACAGUAAAAAGUACAACCCUAAUCUCAAGGUGUACGUCGCCGUCGGCGGCUGGACCUUCUCCGACAACGGCACCGUCACUCAGCCGCUGUUCGGCGAGAUUGCCAGCACCCAGGCGAACCGUCAAAAGUUCGCCGACGGCGUGGUCAGGUUCCUCGAUAAGUACGGCUUCGACGGCCUCGACAUCGACUGGGAGUACCCCGGCGCUGGAGACCGCGGUGGCAGGGAUGAGGAUACCCCUAACUUCGUCUUGCUGAUGAAGACGCUGCGCAACACUUUUGAUCGGUCGUCCCGCAAGCUCGGCCUGACAUUCACCAUCCCCUCGUCCUUCUGGUACCUGCGCUGGUUCGACAUGCCCGGGCUGUUGCAGUACGCCGACUGGACCAACCUGAUGAGCUACGACCUCCACGGUACCUGGGACCGGGACAACCCUAUCGGGGCCAUCGCGCAGGCACACACUAAUCUGACGGAGAUCAAGCUCGCCACGCAGCUCCUCUGGCGUGUUGGCGUGAAGCCUGAGCAGGUCGUCCUGGGCUAUGGCUUCUAUGGGCGCGCCUUUGAGCUUGCGGAUUCCAGCUGUACCAAGCCUGGAUGCCCAUUCGCCGGCGGUGCCAAGAAGGGCCCUUGCUCCAAUGAGGCCGGCAUCCUCAUGUACUACGAGAUCCAGGCCAUCCUGAAGAAGUUCCCGGACCUCGAGCCGGUGUUCGACAAGGAGGCGGCGGUCAAGUACAUCACCUGGGACAAGAACCAGUGGAUUUCGUAUGACGAUGCCGACACGUUCAAGCUCAAGCUCAAGUGGGCCAACGAGAUGGGCUUUGGCGGUUCGAUGAUCUGGGCCGUCGACACGGACGACGACAAGUUCACGGCCAUGAGCGGGCUGAUGGGCCACCAGGUGGCGCACAUCAACACCGAUAAAGUCGAGGCUCUGGAGAUGACCAGCUCCAACUUGAUCGAGACCAUCAAGCUGGAGAACGGACAGGGCUGCUACGUGUACAAAUCUGACGGCUGUAGAGAGGAUGGACACUUUGCCUGCCCCAAUGGCGAGAGCCUGGUUGCCGUCGACAGGCAAGGAUGCGGCUCUGAAGACAGCAGCAAGGGCAUGCCGGUCUGCUGUCCCCGGGACUCGACAAGCUCGUGCACCUGGCGAGGCACGCCCGACGACGGUGGCGUCUGGGGUGACUGCAACGGGCAGUGCCACACUGGCGAGACUGCCGUUGUGUCUUCCAAAUGGGGAGGCUCUCCCUCGGCCGACACCAAGUGGCCGCGCAAGAACUGCGCGCGGGGGUCCAAGGUGCUCUGCUGCGAAGCCCCCAACUUCAAGAGCAUCGUCAAGGACUGCUAUUGGACGGGAUGCAUCCAGAGCAAUGAGUGCUCCUCGACGCACACGAAGGUGGCGACCAAGACGGGAGCAUGCCCCUUCAGCGUCGUGCAGAGUUACUGCUGCCCCCGGGACACGGGACUGUACGAGUGCGGGUGGCGCGGCACCUCGCCCGACUGCGUUGACGGCAACUGCAAGGCCCUGGACAAGGACAACAAGCCCCUGUACGAGGUGCAGAUCGACAGCCACGCCAGCGGUGACUCGUACAACGCCUGCAGCUGGGACCGGGAGAAGGCGCUCUGCUGCAAGGUCCGGGUGGAGGUGCCCAAGCCGUUGACCUGCACAGUCGACUCGUGCAUGCUCGACUACAACUUUUGCUCGCAGACCAACCGCGACGACUGGGGCAACCACAUUGAGCCGCGCGAUGAGGACAGCGAGACGGGUGUAGCUCUGGCCGAGGCGGCUAAUGCUCAGAAGGGCCCCGGGGUAUCGCUCGUGAUUCGGCAGGAGGAUGGCGAGUUCCAGAUCCUUAACAAGCGCGAUUACAAGUGGCUGGCGUCCUUCGGCAUCGUCAUUCUCCAAGAGUCGCUCGCAUACCCUCCGCCAUCACAGCUCAUGCGCAGGCUCCGGGAGGGUUUGGUGAGGGUGCUCCGUCGGUGGGCGACGCAGUCGGACCAUUGCGGCGACCCGGGGAUCGAGGCGCUCGACAUUGACCUGGACAACGACGCGCCUCCUCCCGACCGAGGGCAGGUAGAGCACACGAUUCCGCUGGUCAUUGUAGGGCGAUUCGCUUCAGUGGCGGAGCACGGUCGGAUGUGGGCGGCUCGGCCGGCGGGAUACGUACGCGAAGACGGCACAACGGUGGGACAGGCUCAUCCGCAGGGGAGGCUUACGACGGCGCGGCGGGUAGGCAACCAGAACUUCUGGCAGAACAUAUGGGGCGACCCGGCGGGGCUACCGGCGAAUUUGCCCCGGGUGACGCCCGACUCUCCUGAUAUCCGGCGGCCGGUGGGGCGGCUGUACGAGGCGCUCGGGUCGACGACGCACCCGACCGAGUUCACGUUCUUGCAGGACAACAUCAACGGGGUCAAGGGCCGUGUGGAGAUAUUCAACGCGCCGAUGGGGUCGAACCUGUUUGGAAGGUUCCUCCGGGACGCGGUGGACCGUAGCAACGACUCGCCGCUGACGGACAUCAUGUCGUUCAUGGCGCCGCUCCGCGAGCUGGUGGCCCUGUUCGGGUACCUGCGGGACGACGACGUGGUGACGAGCAUCGACAACGGGGCAGCGCUGUUCCUGGCGCAGCUGCAACAGCUCGAGCUCAACCUGCCGGACGCGCGCGGUCUGUCGGCGCAGUGGAACGAGUUCUACCCGUCGUACUUUCGCAUGGUGACCGAGUUUGCGCGUACAUGGGCGCGGGCGCGUAUCCGGCAGGUCAGGCGGGUGUACAACAGCCGCAACAACCUGAACGCGCAGCACAGGGCCGAGGUAUUGGCGGAUCUGCAAGAGAUUGAGAAUGACAUUCCCAACUGGACGCACCCGGCCGAGUGA